AUGCCCGAUCCAUUCUUUGAGCGGAAACGAAAGCGGCCCAGCAGCAAAGGGGAGGGGAGUGGCAGCGCCGGCAGUGGCAAGCGAGCCGAUGCCAGCAAGACCAAGUUGCGCUUGAACGGCAAGAAGCGGCGCAAUGAGGGCUCAGCGAGCGAGUCUUCAGACGGCGGAGAAGCGGUGGGAGAUGCAGAGACCAUGGAUCUUCGACAUUCCUACACACAUGCGAUGGGUUCCGCAUCAGAAGACGAGAUGGAAGAGACACCUGCUCAAGCUCGUGUGAGGCUGGCCAAACUCUACGUAGAUGGUAUGAAGAAGGAUCUGGGUGGGGAUGAGACGGGCGCGGAUGCGGCACAGGCAGAUGCGGAAAACAUCUCUUCAAGAUUGUUAGGCGUGGCGCAGAGCAGAAGUUCGCACGUGAACAUCAGAGUCGCUCAGCUCAUCAAACCUCCCAGAGCGGAUGACGUGCUUGGAGUCAGAGGACAUCAAAAGAGCGUGACUUGUGCUGCCCUCUCACUCCGAGGCGAUAGCAUCUUUACAUCGAGCAAAGAUGGCGUCAUUUGCAGAUGGGGAUUGGCGGACGGCAAGCUCGUGAGCCGAUCCGAGCUUCGGCCUCGGCAUUCGUCGCAAACUUCCGAUGCCCGAUCCUCAUCGAGGAACAAGACGCACAUUCAACUCUCCUCGAGAUCAGGAGCAGGACGGAAAAGGGCGAGGAAAGCCAUGUCAUCAGGCUCGCUGGAAGAAGCGGGAAGGAGCGCCCGGCCAGCCUUGGGCGGGACUUCAGCCUCCAUGCUUGGAGAGAAGGAGGGUCACACGGAUGAGAUUUGGUCUCUCGCCCUGUCCGACGAUGGCACGCUCCUGGCUUCGGGCGGGAGAGAUAGGCGCGUCGGUCUGUGGGCCAUUGAGCCACGCGCAGACGCUCGCGAACUGUCAGACGUCGCCUCAUCUCGACAGACCUUGACAGCAGCCCCACGCUGGGUGGCCGGUCUAUCCGGUCACAAAGAUAGUGUUACUUCUCUCUCCUUUCGAGUGGGGUCGGGAUUGACGGAGCUCUUCUCGGCUUCGUUGGAUCGGACGCUCAAGCUGUGGGAUGCGACGCAGAGAUCCUACAUCGAGACGUUCUUUGGGCAUCAAGAGUCCUGUCUGUCCGUCUCUGCAUUGCGGGGAGAGCUUGCUGCGUCUGCCGGUGGCAGGGACAAGACGAUCAGGUGGUGGAAGGUCAGAGAUGAGAGCCAAUUGGUUUUCAGAGCUGGCGCGAGGAGUAAAGUCAGAGAAGUCAUCGAAGGUGGUAAUUGGAGAAGGGAAGAAGAGGAGAAAAAGUCAGAAGGUAGCGUAUUUGUAGAAGGAAGCGUGGAUUGCGUGGCCAUGGUGGACGAGCACAACUUCAUCAGCGGUGGAGACAGCGGGUGAGCAGGCUCACGAAGAAGGGGCCAGAUGCUGCUGACAGAGUCGCUCGCUGACGAUCGUCGUUCGGGCGUGCAGUGUCAUCUCCCUUUGGUCUCUAGCCCGCAAGAAGCCGACAUAUACCCACUUUGCGGCACACGGCUUUGACGAGUUGCCAACCUCCUCGAGUGGCGAUGCGGCGAGUGCCGAUGGAGAUGAGGAUGAUGCAUCAGCGGCCAGAAGCACGACGCGACAACCUAGGCCGAUUACCUCAGUAGCCGCAUUGCCCUAUGCUGAUGUCUUUGCUAGUGGUGAGCUCCACAUGAAUGGCGCGGAAGCAGGGCUGCAUGCUCACACUCUGUUAUCAUUCCGUCCGUGCAAAGGCUCACACGACGGAAACAUUAGGCUAUGGGCCUUGGAUGCGUCCCUUCGCAAGUUCACGGCGCUCUUCUCCAUCCCAGCACUGGGCUUCGUGAACAGUCUCCAACUAGCCCGACCGCGUAUCCUCCCAGAGGCGAACUCGUGGAGGCGGAGAGGUGGAGUCGGGGCUUCUUUGGAGAGUUCCUCUUUGGGCUCGGAGACGAUCGAUGAGGACGAUGUGGCCGGAGUUUCCACUUCGAAAAAGAGACCGCAAAGGGAUAUCGUCCUUGUAGCUGCAUUGGGCCAAGAGCCCAAAUUCGGGAGGUGGGCCAGCAUCAAAAGAACGUCUGCUUCGAAGCGAGCGGCAGCACAGAAUGUGGUACGUGGACUCACAGAGGAUGCGCAACAGCUCAAUGGCACGCUCGCGGAUACCUCUACUGGUUUGGACGCUGCCUCGACAUCGGCAAGGGUUAGGAACGGCGCUUUAGUCGUCAGGUUGCGCGUAGCAACGCCGACUGACGUGACUGCUGAAUGA
Ceraceosorus bombacis is the source of this 2272-nucleotide messenger RNA. Lineage: Eukaryota; Fungi; Basidiomycota; Exobasidiomycetes; Ceraceosorales; Ceraceosoraceae. The record is from the annotation of a GenBank genome assembly.